Messenger RNA from Caenorhabditis auriculariae, 5537 nucleotides. The record is from the annotation of a GenBank genome assembly. NCBI's taxonomy places the organism in Eukaryota, Metazoa, Nematoda, Chromadorea, Rhabditida, Rhabditidae.
AUGGUCGAAAAGCGAGUGUGGGGCGACACGUGAACCGGCCGAAAAGGGGCGAUCUUUUUGAGAGAUUGUGAUCGGGCUGCAAAUCCCGCCACCCUCGAAGUUUUCAGCGUUUCAAAGGUUUGCCGCCAAAUCCUUCUUCCUCUUCUGUUUUUUGUGAACUUCCCGCCCUAUUUUUCUACCUAUUUACUCGGAAAUGAGAGCAAUUUACUUGCUUUUGGUGGGGAUUUUUCAUCGCUUAAAAGUGUUUCGAAAGGGGAAUUUUGCAGCAAACCACGACGAUGCAGGUUCGUCUGCACGCGCGGAACACCUUCUCGGUGAUCAUGGCCGCUGGAUUCAUAUACCUCGCCUACCUCAUCUUUUUCGAAGUUGGUUUUCGAGUCGAACAAACGAUUUUUUUGUGUUUUCCUUCGAAGAGUUUAUCUGCAACUUUUCAUUUUAUUCAUUUGGAACAUCAAAAAAUGUUAUACUAGUUCUAAAAUCGGAAAAAUAAUUUCUCCUCGUUCUCUUUAAGUUAGCUGUCGAAUUAUUUACUUUUUCUUACUGUUUUUCUUUUUUUUUUUUUGCUCAUUCAAAGCUUCUAGAACUAUUAUAUUAAUUUUCAAAUUAAAAAAAUUUUCAUUUCCAAUUGUUAUACUGUAUCCAUUUAGAACCACGGUUGACGUUUUUAAUAGUUGGAAAAGUUAUUUUCCAGCUGAAAAUUGAAGAAAAUUCGUAAUAACUCUAAUUUUGCCUGCAGUUUUAGCUGCGCAGCUCUUCACAAAAUUUUUCCCAUUUUUCAGCUUAUUAAAAAAUUGUUUCAUUCGAUUUAUGUAGUAAAAAGCUUGAUUUUCUCAUUAGAAGUUCGAAAAAAAGGUGUUAUAUAAUCGAAAUUUAUGGAUUUUAGAAGUCAAAAAAACUGAUCAACUUUUUGAUCAACUUCAUUUUCUGCUAGAAUGACGUUUGAUUCUCAAAAAAAUAGGCGGAAAGAUUUUUUCAUGGUCUAAAAAUUUAUAAAAAAAGUAUCAAAUUUUACAAGGUCCAGUUAAUGUUCAGAAUACACUAUCAAAUUGAGAUUAAUUUUUUUAUAAGAUUUUUUUAGUCCGGCGAUGGUUUCCCUGAAAUUGAUGUCGAUUUGAAGGACGUUGUCAGGUAUUUCUUCAUAAUUUCUUGAAGUAAACAAAAAGUUUCUAGUUACGCCGUUUUGGCAGUGGAAAUGGGUGGCCAUGCGGUGAAGAAAGUACACGAAGAGAAUGGUUUUUGAUGAGAAUUUCAUUAAAAUCAAGCCAUAAUCUUGAAUUUUCAGCUCUGAACAUUGAGGCGAAGGGUCUGACCGACGAAGGAAAGGAGGAACUUUUGACCAAAGCCGAUAUUAUUUCGAAUUCCUUGAUUCUGGACCUUUUACAACGUUUCCCGAAGCUUAAGGUUAGAAUUUUUUUUUUGAUUCUAUUUUCAGUAAUUUAGUUAUACACAGCCAAAAACCAGAAUAUAAUGUACAAAAAAAUAGUUUUUUUGUCGAGUAACUCAAUCGAAAUUUGAAAAAAAUUGAUAAAAAUUCAUGUAUCUAUUAUUUUUCAAAGACCGGAAAAAAGUUUUUAAAAUUGCUUUUUUUAAAAACAUGUUCAGCUGAUUUUCACUCGUUUUUUUAUUGAAAAAAAUUAUUUUUUUUCGAACAAAAAAAUCAGAAAAAUUAGGCAUUUUUUUGACUACUUGGCUCUUCAGAGGUUCCAAAAAUCAAUAAAAGCCCUGCUUCGAUUCUGUUUUCUAUGUUUGAAGUUUGAAGUAGCGAUUAAAAUUGGUUUUUAAAUACCUUAUUGAAUAGAAAUAACAUAGGUCUUCGAAAAUUCUCGAUUCUUAAAGUUGAAAACUCAAAAUUUGAAGAUUUUAGCUUGUUUCACUUGUUUUAUUCCAUAUUUGGUAGUUUUCCUUCAGAAAAAAAGGAAGAAAUUAGUACUUUUUAGAUUUUUCUUGACCUCCUGGGUUUUCAAGACAUUCCAAACGCGACCAAUUGAAGAUUGGCUCAAUUUCCAUCUUAUAAUUCCGUAUUUCCAGGUAGUUUCUGAGGAGAAGCCUCCGUCCAGUUUCACUCCAAAUGAAGUGAAUUUGUAUCGAUCCGAUAAUUAUCUCCUUUGGGAAAGUGUCAAGGAUGUUCUGGACAAGUUUUUUCAGAAAGAUUCCAGUCAAAAUAAAUAUUUGCCUAGAAUUCCCAGCCGUCGGUUAUCCUUGUCAGAUAUCCGCAUUUUCGUGGAUCCUCUAGACGCCACCCAGGAAUUUACAGGUUUAUUUCUAUUUGAGUUUUUAUUUCAAAUAAAGAAUUAUUUCAGAAAAUUUGACGGAAUAUGUCACCGUGAUGGCGUGCAUUUGUGCGGGAGAAGAUCCGAUUUUUGGGGCCAUUUAUAGACCUUUUUAUAAUGAAACUAGUGGGUUUUCUUGCCUUUUAUUUUCAUAAGUGGUUUGAAACUCACUUGAAUUCAAUUCAACAAAAAAUGCGAAUUUUUGCCAAAAAAAGUCAAUAGAAAUAAUUUUUUUAACCUUUUGGUAGUACAUCAUUCAUUUCGAAAACGUUACUUUGUCUUCAAAUUUGUAUUUUUCAGCAUAUUUUGGCAGAAAAAACAAAAAUAAUUGAUUUUACAUAUCGCAAAUACAUACUUUUUAAAAAGGAAACUAGUGGAUCCCGUGGAUUUUUAUUCAAAAGUUCGAAAAUUCGAGGAAUUUGGCUUCUUAUGCGGUCUUUAUCAACAAAAAUUGACCUGAAACUCUGAAAACAGUUGAUUUUCUCAAUCGCAACAUUUAAAAUUAAGUUUUGCAAUUUAUUUUAACCAAAAGCAAACAUAUUUUCAAAAAUUUCAACCGCAGAAGUCAAAUUUUCAGGAUUAAACUGUUAUUUUUUCACGCUUUCCAACCUUUAGGGGUUGAUUUCGUUAUUUUUGAAAAAAAUUUCAGAGAAAAAAAUAACUUAUAAAUUGGUUGAAAAUAACAAGAAAAAGAAAAAAAGAUUUUUUUAUUCCCAAAUGAAGUAUUUGAGAGACCUUGGAAAGGAAUAUUCGAACAAGUUGAAGUCAUUGUUUCAUGGACGGCAUAUUUUCCCAUUUUGUUUAAUCAAUGGAUGUGUUCAUAAGAAAUAUGUUAAAACUUGCAGUAUUCGGCCUCAACGGCUGGGGAGUCAUGAACUCUGCCGGAAAAAUGCUCUCCCCGGUGGAUUAUGAAGAGACCGCCAAGAAAAUUGUCGUUUCCAGGUUUUUUUUUCGUUUUCUUCAAUUCAAUCUUGAUUUCGGAUGUUUCUAUGUCAUUAAGGACCUCUUCACGUUGAAAAUAGAUACUUCUUCAUCUUUUCGUUUUUUUUUUCAAUCAAUUUUUUAUUUAUAUCCAUGCGAGAUUUUUCUUUAGGUUGAAAAUGGACAUUUAUUCAUUUAUCUUAAUCACAAUUACUGAUUUUUUGCUUCACAUUUUUUUCAGAAGGCUCCUAGUAAUAUUUUUUUAAAUCGCUUGAAUAUUUUUUUCUGAAAUAUUGAGCUCGAAAAAAAUUUUUUUAUUGAAAAAAAGUUUAUAGUUAUUUUUUUCCCUUUUUUUAGUUUGAACUCGUAAAAAAAUUUUUUUUUCCAUUUUUUUCACAAAUUUUUUUCUAUUGAAAACUUUGAUAUCAGUCCGAUUUUUCUCUCAUUUGAACAAGGUUGAAUUUGUAAAAGGAAGUUUUUUUGCACUGAAAAAAAUAAAUGUCUGUAGAAAAAUUUUUCUAGUUCAAUUUUUUUGCUCUGAAAAAAAUAUUUCGAAUCAAAGUUAUUGAUAGUUUUUUUGAUUAUGAAAAAAAUAGAUUUUUCAAACAAUUUUAUAGACAUGACUAAUUGUCGAAAUUUCAUUUGUUUAUAUAGUUUAUAUAUUUACUCAAACAUUCAUCAUUGAAGGUCUCACGCGGGAAAAGUAAAAGAGAUGGCGAAGAAACUGGGAUCUGAUGUUGUCGUGGAAUCCGCCGGCGGCAGCGGCUACAAGACUCUUCGGCUGGUCAAUGGAACUGCUGGUUUGUUCUUUCCUUCAAUCGCCAGAGUGGUCCCUAGAGGGACAACCUGAGAGACUCAAAGUUUUCUCUAUAGGGUACACUCUCAUCCUAUAAGGAGAUCGCUGAAGUUUCAGAAGUGGUCACUCUAGGGAGCAUUCUGGUAGUACCUAUACGUCUAUUCAAAAUUUAAAGGCAUAGGGGCAGUAAAAAAUGGGGUUUCAGGUGAAAGAAGUAUCUUGUAUUGUUUUUCUUUGCGAAUCCAACGGUGUACUCAAAAAAUUACAGAUGUGACAACUCUAGAAGAAAAACGCGAUUUCACUUUCCCGCCUUUUUUUUUGAAAAAAGCUUUGGAUCGGUGCUCAGACAACUGUUUACAGUAGCUGUGCACGCGAUGUUGCGGACGUCUCAUUAGACUCGCAUUUUGUGAGAAAUAACCGGCUAUCUGCUUCAAAUUAAGGGUUUCGUUUCUGAAGAAUCGAUUAAGAAAACAGGAAAACACAAUGAUAAUAAAGAAAACACAAAAAAACGCUAUCCCAAUUGAAACCUGCGUAAAAUCAUCAUUUUUCAACAAAGAAGCAUUUUUGCAAUCAAAGUUUGCAAAUUAUACAUGAAUAGAAAGCUUUUGUGACAGAAAGAACUUUGAUGACAACAGAAAAAAUUGAAAAUUGAAAGAAACGAAGAAAAAAGCGAAAAUCCGAAUAAAGGCGAAGCCUGUUGUCCAUAGAGCAACUUUACUGCAAAGCGCCCUUUUCGCGGGAACUCAAGCUUUCCUUUCUCCCACUUUGAAUUAUUUUUUCUUCAAAACUAGGAACUACUGUACGUUCCCAAGUUUACCGCUCGAUUCGCAAUGAAAACCUCUACAAAGUACUGCUUUGAACUGAAACACCGUUUUUUACUGCCCCUAUGCCUUUAAAUCAAAAUACCUCUAUAGUGACCACUCAAGCCUCACGGGUUUAAGGGUUAGACCGUAAAUCCCUCUAGGUAAUCAACCGGAAAUUUUUUUCCUGUCUGUCAAAAAAGCUUGGAAAUAGCUCUUUUUGGAGUAUUUUGCCCUUUCAAAGUUUUUUCAUUUUCAGCUGCUUCAAGAGCUUUUGAAAAUUUCAGAAGCUCAGUAAAAAGAACAAUUUCCAAAAGUAUUUCAAGGAUUUUGCUUUUUUCAAUAGAAACCGUAUUCUGUGAUAUCUAGAAAUCUACCUGCACACGACGGCGAUCAAGAAAUGGGACACCUGUGCCGGGGACGCGAUUCUCAGAGCCAUGGGCGGGGCUAUGCUUGAUUUGAAGGGCGAGCCUUUGAGGUUAUUCAGUUCAUUUAGUCAAAAUGAAAUUGGAAGUUCUUUGAUUUUUCGUUUAAAUCAUUUUGAAGUUGAAAAUCUAGCAAUUUUCUCUUUAAAAAUUAGGUUAAAAAGAUAUAAUUAUCUAAUCAAAUUUAUAAAAAAAGAUUUCACCAUCGAUCCAAUAUCACUAUUCCAGAUACUCGUUGGACACGCCGAUUCUGAACGAGAAAGGCCUGUUGGCCACCGUCCGAAAUCCCUACACCUACCUGAAAAAAUUUGAAAAUCUCACCUGA